AUGAACUCUAACUAUCUAAAUUACCAACAAAUCGUCGACUCCGGGAGCAUAGCUAAUCCUUACGGCACUACGAGCACCAACGGGAUUGGGCUUUCGUGCCCGGAGGUAGUUCCAACCUGUACGGAAUCACUGUACCAACAGAUAGUGCCGCUAUAUACACUGCUUCGAUCCGUUACGAAGACUUGGACCAUAAUAGGUACUGUUAGUAAUACGAACGUUGACGGCAAGUUCAACGCUAUUUACGCUAGGUCUGCCAACGGAGAUCUCUUUGCUUCGGACGCAAACUCUGGCCAGAUUUGGAGGUUCAACGUUAACACCUUGACCGCCUCGCGCAUUAGUACUGGCCCGGCAUCUGAUAAUGCUGAUGAACCUCGUUGUAUCCUCAACACAGCCUACUAG
This is a messenger RNA of Fulvia fulva, 399 nucleotides long. RefSeq lists its product as uncharacterized. The coding region runs from base 1 to 399 and encodes 132 amino acids. Lineage: Eukaryota; Fungi; Ascomycota; Dothideomycetes; Mycosphaerellales; Mycosphaerellaceae. The record is from RefSeq and is a predicted model, not a curated record. The transcript has 2 exons.